AUGGAUCCGUGGAAAUUGAUAAAUCUGACAUAUGCACGAUCAACUGGUCUUGUGACUAAAGUUCAGUCUCGUGCACAAGAGAAAAAAAAAAGUAUUUCUACGGAAGAUGUUUCGCAAUCUCCAGUAAAUUCUAACGAUUCUCCAAAACAGAUAGUGCAACAAUGUGAUGAUACCUCGGUAUCUGAUAUAACCGAUAAUACUUUAAAUUCUAACGAUAUCCAUGAGAAGUCUAACACAUCUAGCCAUGAAGUAUUUGCCUCCGACAAUUCUGAUAUAUACCAGGAUUCAGUGAUCCCCAUAUCUCCCGCAGAAACCAUAUUAAUGUCAUUAAAUGAGAAGGAAAAAAAUGAAUUCCUGGAUAAAAAGCAUAGAGAAACGAUUAGUAAAGAGACAAUUCAAAAGAUUAAAGAGAAGAAACUUCGAGAUCAAGAGACAAUCAUAACUUCCCAGAAUACCGUUCCUAUUAUCUCCCGUGAACAAGGAUUUAUCCAAGAAAUAUCUCCAUCUAUCCAAGACUAUAAUUUUAUAUUUUCGAAUCAUGUGACUGAAAUUUCGCUGACCCAAAAUUCGAAUCAGGUCAGCAAAAAUCAUGUAAGUGAUAUAACUAUACUUUCUGUAUCAAGUAAAACUUUACUAAAUUUGGCCAUCUUAUAUCGGAAAGCUUGUGAUGCAGAAAAACAAGCAAUAAAGGCCAAUCAAGAUGAAAUUUUAUGCUGGUACCAUUACGUUAUUGAGUUUGAUAAUCAAGUUAAAGACAUUAUGAAAAAUGAGCAAGUUGAAUAUACUGACGAACAGGACAAUUCUUCAGAUGAUCAAGAUUUGGACUUACGAGAAGCUUCGGUAAAUGCAUCAACUGGAACCGAGAAUUUCUUGCUUCACAGACAAUAG
This is a messenger RNA of Acaulospora morrowiae, 888 nucleotides long. The record is from the annotation of a GenBank genome assembly. Lineage: Eukaryota; Fungi; Glomeromycota; Glomeromycetes; Diversisporales; Acaulosporaceae.